AUGGACAGUCCCUUGACCUUGACCUAUCUGUCCAAGUCAGUUAUCAAUGAUGGUGGUACUGUGAUGGUGGUGCUAUACUCGGCUUUUGCCGUCGUGCACGUUUGUGCAGAAACUGUUAGACGCUGGUUCAUUAUAGACGCCCUGGUGGCGCGCUUGAUUUAUGGGAUGAACUACUACAGUUACUACGUCGUCGAAGCACAUUUGCAUCUGACCGGCUGGAAGGAGCCACCCAACCUAUAUGUACGAGCCCACUUCGAUGACUUGAUAUCUGCAUCUGCCCGCACACGGACCAUCAAGAAACAGUUCGACCCAUCAUGGAACGAGCAACCAGCACGCGAUAUGUCGUCCGUGCUUCAGUUAAGUCUGAGGCAUGAUCGUUAUUUUUUUGGAUCGCAACUACUCUCAACAGCGGAAAUAGAACUCGAACCUUUACUAGGAAAACGAAGAGAUGAAGACACUGAGAACAUUAAAAUAGAUCUCGUUAGCUCAAAGAAAAAAUCAAAUAUUUCGCUGAGUGGACAUAUUACGAUACGUCUCCGAGAAAACGAAAAUGUUUCCGCGGGACAGCUUGCUCUCGAUGGUUUACAUAUUCACUCCGAUGAACGUGAUCCAGCGAUGGACAGUUCACAAGGUAACAGUCCCGUCGGGCAUAUUCUCGACAGGGUAGAUUAUGUGCAGUCGCUGUCGGUCAUUAUGUCAAAAUUGGAUAUUUUCAUGAAGAUCGUAGAUAGUGCUUCACAGAUUAAUCCAUACAUAAGCAUCGCAUGGCAAAUCACGUCUUCAGUAUAUCAAAUUGUCAAAGGGCAGCUUGACAGAGAUAAGAAGAUCGAGGACCUUGCUGCUAUCAUGCAAGACGUAUAUACUUUUGUCGAUGUGGUACAGUCUUUCCCAGAGAAGCUAGCGCCUCUCGACGAUACAAUCCGCAAAAUUCUUGCUCAGACAAUCGAAUGUGUCAUGUUCAUUCGGGAGUACGCCGGAAAUGGGUUUGGUGUUAGACUUCUUCACAGCCCAUGGGCUGAUGUGAGGAUUGCUGAUUUCACACAAAACUUCAACCUCCUCAAGCAAUCUUUCAACUCUGGAGUAGUGGUCCAAACUGCCAUAGUUACCUUUCGAAUUUAUGACUCGGUCGAAAAGCUCGUAAGGGCGCAAAAUCUGUCAAAACUCUUGCCAGCCGACAUGGACGACCCAUCUCGGACCAGUUGUUUACCCGACACACGUAUUGACGUCCUUACAUCCAUCGCCGAAUGGGCUACCAGUCCUACGACCAAGGAAAAUGUGUUGUGGCUGCACGGCCUCGCAGGGUCGGGAAAGAGCACUAUAUCGACCACAGUCGCAAACUUCUUCCGUGAAUUAAGGCGUCUCGGCGCGUUCACCUUUUUCAAUCGCGACAUCACAGGCAGAAGUGACCCAGCCAUCGUCAUCCGCACUCUCGCAUACCAGCUUGGCGAAUUCGACUCCCGCAUUGGAUCUGCAAUUUCUAAAGUGAUAGAAAGCACACCUAGCAUCAAGCAGUCCCCUAUCAGAUGGCAAUUUCUAAAGUUGCUCAUGGAACCAUUGUCCUCCUUAGAGACAUCGAAACGGGAGGGUCCAAUUAUCAUCAUCAUCGAUGCGUUAGACGAAUGUGGGCACCCCGGGACACGGAGCGAACUUUUGAAGACAUUUGCACUGGAGCUCCACAAACUGCCAAAUACUGUCCGCAUUUUGAUCACCAGUCGAGAUGAAAUGGAUAUUACAGAGGCCCUUGGAAACCAACCACAUAUCGUCGGACGGCGCCUUGAUAUCAGUUCUCGGUCCAAUAGCGAAGAUGUUCUGAUAUAUCUCAGGCGUCGAAUGGUGGAAAUUCAGUCACAAAACAAAUAUUUAUCACUCCCUCUGGACUGGCCCGGUGAGAACAAUAUUCUCGCCCUCGCUGCUCGUGCAUCUGGUCUUUUCAUAUGGGCUUCUACUGCAUGUCGUUUCAUUGAGGAUGGACAGGAUCCAGAUGAGCGCGUAACGCUGUUGACUGAAGAAAAACUAUACUCUGAUGCGGAGUCUGCUCUUGAUCACAUAUAUGAAACAGCGUUGAAUGCUACAGGCAAAUGGGAUGAUCCUGUGUUCGCAUCUGAUUUCCGUGAUGUCAUCGGCAUGAUCAUUGUUGCGAAAAAUCCUCUGGUAGCGGCCACUGUUGAUGCCCUAAAUGCCGAUUUUACUUCAUCGAAAAAAAGACGUCCAGCUCUCCAUACUAUCCAACGUCUAGGCUGUGUCCUUCUUUGGGGCCAGAGUGAAGUCAUCCGCAUUAUGCAUCCCUCUUUCGCCGAUUAUCUCACUAACCCUGCCCGCUCUGGUCAUCAUGCAUGGUUCAUUGACCGUCAUUCGCAACAUAAACGGAUAGCUAUUCAAUGUCUUGGGCAUCUUCGGACCGUGCUCAAAAAAAAUCUUUGUAACUUGACGCUUUCAAUGGACGAAGUCAACGAGACUCUUCCUGCUGAUGUUGACUACGCAUGCACUUACUGGAUUGAUCACGUUUGCGAGAGUGAUGGAUCGGCGAGCUCGGUUGCCGAAGACAUUGAAUCUUUCUUACGUAGCCAUUUCUUACAUUGGAUGGAGGCGAUGUGCUUGCUAAAACGUUCAAGGCACACCAUCGGUUUACUAACUUGUCUUCGUGGAUGGAUCAAAGUUAAUCUUGUAGAUCAUCUCAACCUUUUUGACCUUGUAUCAGACGCGGUUCGGUUUUCUCAGGCUUUCAUCAUGGUCAUCGAACACCAUCCUCUGCUAGUUUACGCAAGUGCACUCCCAUUUACCCCUAUAAUGACGGCACUGUUCCAGCAAUUUCACGAGACCCACACCUUCCCGCGAGUUGCAGGUGGCUUUAGGCAAGGAUGGCCUUCAGUUUUGAUGGAGUUCCCAAAUCAACAGGGCGAAAUAACCUCGCUCACUUUUUCCCCUGACGGAAAGCACUUCUUGUUUACUGCAGCGAAUAUCAUCAACGUAUGGGAUGCUACGACUGGCGAAGAUGUAGUCUCACCUCUUAAAGGACAUGAAGCCCAGGUUAACAUGGCUGUGUUCUCGCCAAGUGGAUUACAGAUUGCAUCCUGUUCUGAGGACAACACUGUCCGCCUGUGGAAUGCUUUAUCUGGUGUUGAGGUGUUCGAACCGCUACGAGGACACCGACUUCCCGUUUGGUCUGUGGUAUUUAAUCCAGAGGGAACUAUGUUAUUGUCUGGUUCGAAAGAUUCAACGAUAGUUGCUUGGGAUACGCGUCUAGGCACUAUGAUUUAUGGACCAUUAACUUGGCACAAGAAGGGUGUUCGUUGUCUGGCUUUCUCACCUGACGGAUCCCGAUUUAUUUCGGGAUCUAAUGAUGCUACAAUCUGUAUUGGGGAUGCUACGACUGGCACAGAAUUAUUUCGACUGCAACAACACAGUAGAGCGAUCUAUUCGGUCGCUUACUCCCCUGACGGUGCUCGAAUCCUAUCCAGUUCUGAUGAUAAAACUCUGCUUUUGUGGGACGCACACUCAGGUGCCCCACUGCUUGAACCUUUCAGGGGACACAAGAGCACUGUUUAUUCUGCAUCAUUCUCACCUGACGGGUCGCAAAUAGUUUCCGCCUCAAAGGACUCCUCUGUUCGGGUGUGGGAUGCAUCUUCAGGCAAUCAAUUGACUCAUUUAACUCGACGGCAUAGGCAAGGAGUUCGCUGCGCCGCUUUCUCUCGGGAUGGCACACGAGUCGUAUCUGGCUCAGGAGACUGCACAAUCCGUAUCUGGGACGCAGAAUCAGUCGAGGGUGUCGGGCCAGCUAGAAUACACAAGUCUAUCGUCACAUCUCUCGCAUUCUCCCCUGACGGCACGCGACUCGCCUCUGGAUCCUUGGACAAGACCAUCCGGGUAUGGGAUGUCGCUUCUGGGACAGAGGUACUGGGCCCCCUCGAAGGUCUUGAUCGAGAGGUCCGCUCGGUGUCUUUCUCAACUGAUGGGUCGGCUAUAGUUGCAUUUUCUUAUGGCCGUGAACCUAUCGCUCGUUCCUGGGAUUCUAUUUCUGGUAUACUCUUGCCAGAGAGUGUAAGGCAUAUCCUGUUUCGAAACCCCAAUCCUUUAUCUCUUGAAGGAAACUGGAUCAUCGAUACCCUGCGUCAAAAACCUAUAUCCAUGCUUCCUUCGUCGUCGCCAAAUACCUACUCAUCAUUCAAUAACUGGGAGUGUCAUCCGAUUGAGCCCCUCAAGUGA
Molecule: messenger RNA, 4203 nt
Organism: Serpula lacrymans var. lacrymans S7.9
Lineage: Eukaryota; Fungi; Basidiomycota; Agaricomycetes; Boletales; Serpulaceae
Exons: 10
Coding region: 1-4203 (1400 amino acids)
Molecular function (GO): protein binding
Source: RefSeq, a predicted model, not a curated record